AUGCGCCCAUCACCGAUACCCCUCCGCCGCGCCGCCCGGCAAAUCCUCUCCUCUUCCUCCACGAUCCGCGCCGCGGCACCCGCCCUGCCGACUGCCCGUCGUUCCCUAAACACCAGCACCAGCACCACCGGCUCCGACUGCACAUGCGGAAACGGCAGCAGUAGACGCCCCCAAAUACAACAGCUCCCGAAGCAACAACAACACCAACAACGCAGCUCCUACCACUCCUACGACCACCCGUCCUCUCCCGCCGCCUUCACGCCCGUCGAGGAAUCCAUUCUCAGCGUCGCCUACCAGCACGUUCCUAGCCACGGCUUCACUUCCUCUGCGCUCGCCGCCGGCGCCCGCGAUGCCGGAUACCUGGACAUCAGCCCGACGAUCCUGCCCGAGGGCGCCUUCACUUUGAUCCGGUACCACCUGGUCAAGCAGCGGGAGGGGCUCGCGGCUCGGGCAAGUGACCUCUUUGGGGGCGAGGGACACGUGGGAGCUAGACCCGGGUUGUCGGAGCGGGAGAUCAAGGCGCGCGUGGAGGCGGUUACGUGGGAGCGCUUGUUGGCGAAUGCGCAGGUUAUUGGGCGGUGGCAGGAGGCUCUAGCAAUCAUGGCACAACCAUCCUACGUCCCACCCUCGCUCAAGGAGCUCGCCCUGCUCUCGGAUGAGAUCCUCUUCCUCGCCGGCGACUCCUCCGUCGACCCGUCGUGGUAUACCAAGCGCGCUUCGCUCUCCACGAUUUACGCCGCUGCCGAGCUGUUUAUGACCAACGACCACUCCCCUGAGUUUAUGGAUACCCGAGCUUUCCUGAACCGCAGGCUCAGGGAGGUGAAUGAGGUUGGUGGUGUGUUUAGAAACUUGCGGGAGUGGGUUGGGUUCACUGCCACGGCGGGCGUCAAUGUGCUCCGGAGCAAGGGUGUCAGGAUAUAG
This is a messenger RNA of Neurospora tetraspora, 921 nucleotides long. Its product is annotated as COQ9-domain-containing protein. Gene Ontology annotation, cellular component: mitochondrial inner membrane. The coding region runs from base 1 to 921 and encodes 306 amino acids. Gene Ontology annotation, biological process: ubiquinone biosynthetic process. The transcript has 2 exons. Lineage: Eukaryota; Fungi; Ascomycota; Sordariomycetes; Sordariales; Sordariaceae. Gene Ontology annotation, molecular function: lipid binding. The record is from RefSeq and is a predicted model, not a curated record.